Messenger RNA from Phycomyces blakesleeanus NRRL 1555(-), 477 nucleotides. RefSeq lists its product as hypothetical. NCBI's taxonomy places the organism in Eukaryota, Fungi, Mucoromycota, Mucoromycetes, Mucorales, Phycomycetaceae. The record is from RefSeq and is a predicted model, not a curated record. The transcript is spliced from 5 exons. The coding region runs from base 1 to 477 and encodes 158 amino acids.
AUGCAUAACACUUGCAAUGAGCAAGCUAUUAUGGCAAAUACAGCAGAAGCUUAUGAAAUCGUUAAAUUAUAUGAUUCGGUUUUCGGUUCCCUUUUCUUCCUUUCUUCAUCUAAGCUCUACCCGACUCUCUUGAAGGGAUCACCUCCAACUACCCUUUUUUCUUCUUCUUCGUCAUCAUUUUCGAAUGGCACAAAAUGCGGCAGCUUCUUUGGUUAUUAUUAUUUCUUGUUUCGUGUCAUCCAGAACAUUAAUAUCAAUAGUAAAUCCAACGAUUCUUAUGUUGCAGCAAUUUUGAUCUUAAAAGUGGCAAGUUUUGUCGGAUUCUUCUGGAUCACAAAACCCAACACCCGAAUGUCUGUGAUCCAAAACAAACCAUGUUAUGAAUGUCCAGCCGAGUUCAUUGAUGUCGCCGACCUUUUCUUUUCAUACUUUGGUCAAAUCAGCAAGCUACUCAAUUCUCAGCUCUUUUCUUGCUAA